AUGAAAACUCCCCUUUUGCCUUACAAUACCCUUUUAGCAACACCCUGUAUAUCUAACCCUAUCCUUUCUCCCCAGUUCAUCAUCCUCAGCUGCGUGGUAGCCGCGGCGCUGGCGCUGCCGGCCGGGGACCCGCACCACCUGCGCGCCCUGCCCGCGCUCAACCACGAGGAGAUCCACGACGAGUAUGGACAGUACGCGCUCAGAUAUAUUACUGCUGAGAACACAGUGGUCUCCGAACGCGGCCGCCUGGUCCCGGGCAACAACGGCGGCCUGGUCCUGGUCAUCGAGGGCCAGUACCAGUUCCUGGGCGACGACGGGCAGGUCUACGUCACGUCGUACCACGGCGGGCCCGACGGCUUCCACGUGGACGGCAGCCAUCUGCCGCAGCAGGUGCCGUUGCCAGCGAUAUAGAGAGUCCUGUGAAAUAAAUGAAUGGUUUUGAAGA
This is a messenger RNA of Plutella xylostella (diamondback moth), 445 nucleotides long. The record is from RefSeq and is a predicted model, not a curated record. NCBI's taxonomy places the organism in Eukaryota, Metazoa, Arthropoda, Insecta, Lepidoptera, Plutellidae.